AUGGCUGAUAAAAAGUAAUAGGCGUAAGCAAAACCAGGAGUGAAAUUCUAGGAUCAACCAGCGGGUGUCCAGUAAGUUGAAAACAAACCAUAAGUAAUUUACAAGAAUGCAACUGAAUAGAAGGAUCAAGCACUAAAGUAAUUUAAUAAAGUGUAAACAUUAUUUAAAACAUACACAGCAUCAGAUCCGCAAUGUAUAAGAAAGGACACAGCAUAAUCUUUAAAAUCUUUGCUAGCAUCAUUAAGAGAUUGCAUGCAAGUUUUGAACAUAGGAACAUUCGAGGACAAGAAUUCAAAUUAUUAUCUCAUAUAUAAUGGAACAGUUUAUAUAUUUGAUAUUUGCAGAGUCUUAAGAAAAUCAAUAUAUUAAUAUAUCGCAAUCGAAUUUCUGGCAUUUUGUAUCACCUCGAUGGAGGGAUGCUUGGUGCUGACAUCCAUUAAAUACUUGGAUUGGAGGAUCAAACUCUAUGCUGAGUUGGCACACAUCUAUCAUUCCCUCUAAUCAAAGGCGUGUGCAUACAGGACGAUUGAUUUGGGGUUGUAAAAAGUAUAAGAAUUGAGAGAGUUGGAAGAAAUGGAUCCACCCUUGAUGGAUUACAUGGAUAAGAUUCUAAAAUAAAAUACAAGAUUGCUCAAGAUAUUGGAGUUGAAAUUUAAAGUGCAAGCUGGAGUGUUCAAUGUAGAUUAAUGGAAAAAGAAGAUUGAAGAGUUUGGAUAGGAUAAAGAAGCUAGAUGUUUGGCAAUCAUUGAGUCUUUGCGAUUCUCUCCCCCAAAUUUAUCGAAUACUGUCAAAUAAACACAUGUAGGCAAUUAAUUGAAAGAGUAAUUAGUCUAGGUUAGUUUUGAUCUAUUGAAAAAUGAUAUGGAAAGAAUUGCAAUAGCACUAGAAUAAUAGAUGGACAGAAUCACUAAAACAGUUGAAUUUAAAUCUAAAAAUAUAUUGGAUGAAUUAGAGAGAAAUGAUAUGACCAAAAAGAGGAGAGAAUUCGAAGCAUCAUUAAUUAAGGAAAAAGAAUGGAGGGCAUUGGCUGAUGGUUUGCCAUUGGAAUAUUAAAUUGAAUUAGCGCAUCAUGCUUAUGAUGUUGGUAAUACCAAAGUCUUCGAGGAUAUCAGCAAUUCAGCUUAUGUCAGAUGUAAAUAUAGAAGAAUUGAAUGUCCAUAUAUUUAAGAUGUGAACAUAUUGAUAAGUACUAAUCCUUAUCCAAACAUUCCUAAUGGUUAUGAUAAGAUUUAAAUUGAUAUAAAUGAAGCCAAUCUUCGAACAGAAUUAAAACGACUUAGGAAUAAAAAUAAGGGGGACUAACAGUAAUAACAACAAUAGACUCAAAAGAAGGAUGACAAAAAAGAUAAUAAAAAAUAACCUUAAUAAUAAGAGCAAGAAAAAUAAUAGACUGAUUAGGUUGGGUUGGGAGUCCAGGCCACAGAUUCAGAAUUGGCAUAGAUCAAUCACAAUUAUAUUUAUUUAGUUUAUAAGAAAUCUAUGACUCCCGACAAUGCCAUCUAUGAGAUAGAUGUUGUGAUGGCUGAUGAAGAACAAGGUCCUGUUGAAAAAAUGAAUCAAGGGUAUCGGGCUAUUGCAAUACCCAUAAAAUAAUAUACAGGAGUCAGGGAAAAGUACAAAACUGUACCUUAUUUGUUACUCAAACAUACUAUGAAUGAGUUAUCUGAUGAAAAUGAAAAAAUGACGCUAUUGGUUGGAAUUAAGCCAUUAUUUGGUAAGAACCCUCUCAUUCGACCAGAUUUUGGAUUUCAAAAAAUCAAUUUAGACCUCAGACAAACUCCAAAAGAGUUUAUUAGAAGUCCAGGGAUGGAUUACAUUUACUUUACAUACAAAACGGAUAAGUACUAUUUUGUAAAGGAGAGAGAGUUAUAAAUUUUGAUUCAUUUCAUUAAAUUGGAAAAGUCAUAUCAAAAAGAUGUUUCAUAAAGUAUAGAGGAUGACAGCAGAUUGGAAUUGGAAAUAUGCUACGAUUUAUAAUCCCUAAAGGAAUUAAUGGAUAUGAUAAGCAGUUGUUUGGUAGGACCAUUGGGAAUCCAUUUCUUAAAAGAGAAGAGGGAUUUUCUAUCAUAAUUAGUAUUUUUGUUAUGGAGAAAGUAUUUCUUACCGCCGCUCUAUUAAAUGCAAUUUAUUUAAGAGUUGCUUAUUACUUAGGAGAUGAGUAAACAGGAUUAUAGUCGUUAUGAUAAGUUGAUUCAAACAGCAAGGGAGAUUUUCAAGAAUGGAUUAUUAGUUUUGAAUGAGAUACUAUUUAAAAUCCCUUAUGUUGAUAUCAUACUGUUAUGCAAGGUGAAUUUGUCACUUGCUAAAUUUUUGGAGGAAGAGAAGGAAGCAUAAAUAGCAGAGGAGAAUUUGAAAAUUUGUAUUGAUAGAAUAAUUCAGCAUAGAAAUUCUUUAACAGUAAGAGGUGUUGACUCUUCGAAGGAUUUAUUUUUACCAUUUGCAGCCACAUGUUCAAACUAUAAAAUAGAUGAAAUGAUGAAUAGAAUGAGGGAAGCUUGGAUCAAUCAGAAAAAUUAAAUUAAUAGAGAGAUCAGAAUAAAAAAUAGAUCAAACAACAAAAAAUAACAAUUAGAAGAUGAUGAGUUAAACGAAGAGGAGUAUGAAUUACUUGAAGCAUAUCAAUCUUUGUUGGGUGAUGAUAAUAAAGACACAAGCACUCUUUCAAUUUAAUAGAAAAUUAAUGAAACUGAUUUGAUAAUAAAUGCUUUACAUGCAGAUCUAACUGUUGCAUUAUAUAGAUGUCAAUUAAAAGCAGGAUUAGAUAUUUAGAAGAAUUCCAUAAAGAAAACUUCAUUAGAAGAAGAAGUCGAGGGAGUUUCUUAGGCUAUUCAAAAGAAGAUGUCAAUUAUGUAAGGGGAAACUGCAUAAACCAUUAAAAAGAAUGUAAACCAAUUAUAAAGUACUCUUUAAAAAGAAGGGAAGCUAAAACCACCAAAACCUGUGAUUCACUAAUUUGAAACAGAAAUAAUGAAUCAAGCCAACAAAAACCCUUAUGCCAACUGUUUGUUGUUUAUGCUUAUGGCUAGUAUAAAGCAGAAAUAAACUGAGUAGCGAUCAUUUUUAGUGGAUUCUUUAAAGUACUUGCAACAAGCAGAGAAAGAAGAGUAAUUACAUAUUGAAAACGGAAUAAAUGAUGCCAUCUUUGUGAUGUCUACAUUAUGUGAUAAUAUUGAUACUCAAACUACUUCCAAUAACGUUUUCCCGUAUAAUAUGUUGUACAAUCCACAAUAUAUUAAAUCUACUUAAGUGCCUCGUAAACCAAUCUUAAUUAGCAGGAACUCAGAAUCAGUCACUUUUAAAUUACCUCCUUUCAAACCAAAAUUAUUAGAUAUGAUAGCAAUAGAUUAAGCAAAAAAGACUAUAACUAGUAUGGCAAUUUUUGGAAAAAUAAGUGCAAAUGGAGUAAAAUGUAUCACUCACUUAUAGAAGAUAGGAGCAAUAGUCACGAUGAAUGGGUUACAAAGAAAUGAGAAGUACUGUUUUGCUGUUGCAGCCUAUGAUGGUACUGAAGGAGUUUCAAAUGGAAUAGGAGAAACAGGAGAUGACAUCACAACACUACAUCCAUUACCAUUACCCUUGUUAGCAUCUUAUUUAUGCAAAGUGGCAUAUUAAUUAUCUAAUUUUGAUAUUUGCGAAGAGGCUGCUGAUUUCUGUAUUAUGUAAUUCACAGAAGACAGUGAAUUUAUAGAUCGUUAAUUGCACAAUGAACUCAAUCCCAUUCAUAUCAAGAGAUUGCUAUAAUAGAGAAUUAAAUCUGUUAGUUUAAUGGAAAUAUAAAAUCUAACUGAAACCUUAUUAAUCAAAGCUAAAUGUCUACAAAAGAAGAUUGCAAAUACUGGAACUUAAGCAUAAAAACAUAUUGUGCUGUUAAAAAUCUGCAAUUAUUUACUGCUUUCAUUAGAGACUUCUCUAUGUUGCAGACAUUUCACUAUUGCCAAAAGAAUAGUAGCAGAAUUAUAUAACAUGUUAGAAUCCUUCUAGUAAGAAAAACCAUUAUAAGUAUUCCAUCUAUUACUUAAAGCAUAAAUAAUUAUAGUUGAAAUCCCUAAACAAUAUUGGGAUGCCAAUCUGCGUAUUCUAUCAGCUAAAUUUACAUACGAAAUAUUAAAGGUCUGCAUGAAACUAAAUGAAAUUACAUUGGGUAGAAGAGUCAUAACUGCAGAAUUACAAUCAUUCAAUAGAAAGUGGUAUUAAGUACCUAAGAUAAUCAUGAUCGAACAAGUAGAAGACACCAAAAAGGAUACAAAAAAGGAUGUCAAAAAGGGAGGUAAACCAUAACAAAUAGAUGAACCUGCAUAACCACCUAAAUAAGUUCCUAAAUUAAUUAGAGAACUAUAUGAAGUGAAUUCUACCGUGUAAGAUUAUUUGGAAGAAACUCUAUUGGCUAUGAACGAUGAGUUCGGUGAUUAUGUUCCUUCAUUCGUUGAAAAGUGGAAAGAAUAAAUAGAUCAAUUGAUUCCCUACAUGGAAAACCCAGCCGAUCAAAUUGAUAAAAUAUUUAGUGAAUUGUCAAUACGGCUAGAAUAUUGGGAAUGCAUUAAAGAUUUAUCAACAGCUACCUAAAAAUUACCAAAAUAACACCCAAUAUAUAUAGAGAUGUUAUGUAAAUUAAUCAGGAGAAUGAUUUAAACGGUCUUUAAUGAGCAAUUUUAACCUAGUGUUGCAAUAGCAAAUGAUAUCACUUAAAUUUAAUAAAAAUGCAUACAAUUAGAUAUUGAGUUUUAUCCUGCCUUAUUACCAGAAUUGAUUAUAGACAAAAACACUAAUAAAGUAGGAAAUGAUGAUGCCAUCUAAUUAUUUGAGGAGUAUAAUACAAAAAAGACAUAGUUAUUGGAACAACUAAAAAAUGAGGGUUAAACAAUAAAUAGAUUUGGAAUCAUGUCAAAGGCAAAACGAUUUGAAUACGUAUAAUUAUGGAGAAGUGAGUUAAGUUAUUUGAAAGCUAUAUUGUCUUAUAAAAGCAACAGAAUUAGACUAGUUGAUGUUGAUUGUUUUGUAUCUGUCUUCAAUUUAGAUAUUGAACAUUUGAAAGAACUGAUAAAUGAAAAUGAUUCUUAGAAACAAGUUAAAUAAUAAUAAUAAGCACUAUAAUAAUAAAAAGAACAAUAGUUAUAAUAGCUUUAACAACAAGCAUAAUAAAAGUAACCUCCUGCAAAGUAACCUCCUGGAAAAUAAUAAGUGCAAUAGCCAGUUGUUGAAUUAAGCGAGGAGGAAGAAUUAAUUUAAUUAUCGACUUAAAUAAUUAAAAAUGUUGCUGAUGCAUGUGGUUUUGCUGUUUGGAGUAAAUAAUAUAUAGUAAUGUUAAAUCAUGUCAAGUUUUUAUACAAUUUCUUAUUAAAAGAACAGAUAACUCCAUUUAUUCAUUAAGGAUAAUGCUGGUAGGACUUGUGUUUCAUUGGAAAUUGUAUCAACACUUUAAUCAAAGAAGUCAAAGAUCAUGGUUGGUUUUAAGUAAAGGAAUAAGCAGAAAAUGAAUUGGCAUUGCAACCUCACAUGCAAUAAUAAGAUUAUGUCUUUGAACCACCUUUGCCUAACACUGAACCCAUCAGACCAUCUUUACUUACGUAAUUAUCCAAAGAUUGCUGGUUCAGUAAAUACAAGGAUAUGGAUUUGUUGGCCAAUAUUAUGGCCUACAUUGUUUAAUCAUUAAUGGUGGAAUAAAAAUGGAAUAGUUUAAUUGGAAUAUCAAGAUAAUUUUGCAAUUUGACUACUCAUUACUAUUCUUAAUAUAUUUUACCAUUUACAAUUCAUGCCUAGACUAUUCUAUUCAAAGAAGCCUAGAAUAAAACAUAGCUCAAAUAGGAAGAACUUAAUGCAAGAACACAAGCAUUCUAGGUCUGGGAAUAAACAAAGAAGAAGAAGACUAGAUCAUCAUUAUUAACUCAAGAAAUACCUUAGGAAGAACAAGAUUAUCGUGCAGAUAAAGAAAUGUUGUUGUAGUAAAUUCAUUUGUUACAAUAAAAACAAGAUUUCAUUGAGAAUUAAUUAAAAGUUAGUGAAAAACUUAUUUAAGAAAUAAAUAGAGAUGCAAAUUAAGCAUUAGAAAACCUAAAACAAGCUAGAAAACUAUAUGAAAAAUUUGCUAUAGAUGAUGAAUUGUUAAGCAAGGAAAGUAUACAAUUAGAAUUCAAUUCUGAAUAAUAUUUAUUGAAAUAGACUACAUUGGAUAAGAAGCAAUUGUAAUUGAUGGAUUAAACUUUGAAAUAAAAGAAGAAGAAUCACAAAUAGUUUGGUAUGUAAGUCAUUUCAAAAUAUAAACUGACAUGUGAGUUAUUGCAUAAAAGACAGGAGAAAUUUGCACAGGCGCUGGCUUUGAAGGAAUUGGGAUCAUUGAAUUUUGCUAUGUAGAAUUAUGCUUAGGCUGAAGAAUCUUGGAGUGAGAGUUUGGAUACAAUAUUCCAAAGAAUCUUUGUAUUGAAAAGUAGUGCAUUCAGAUAGAUAAUAUAGGAGUGUAACAAAAAUAAUUAAUUGCUUGCAUAAACUUAUGGCAUUUAAUAAUGCUUAAUUGGAGUUACAUUGUGUUCCAUUCUAGCCUAUAAUUGCUACUAUUCUAAUUGCCAUCAACAGAGAGAGAGUGCAAUUCUGGCAUCUGAAUUGGUGUCUUCAGUAUUAAAAUUACAAAUGAUUAAUGGGCUGGAUUGGCAAGCAUUUAUUCAUACAAAGGAAGUUGCAAUCGGAAAUAUCUUCAAUGAUAGAUAUGUUUUGGAUCCAGCUGAAUUGGCAUUGUCUUGUGAAAGAUGUGCAUGGCUGUUAUUGGAUAGAGAUGAGGCCUUAAGGGCUGUCCCUCUAAUCAAUCUACUUGGUGAAUUAAGCAAUAGAUUAUAAAGCAAUUUCUAUUCAGUGCGUGCUAAAUUGUUAAGAUCAAUUGCUUUGUCUUCAAUUGGAUACAUAAAUUAAGCUUAUUAGGCUUUAUUAUAAAUUGCAAGUGAGAAGGAUCUACCAGAUUAAUCUACUUCGCUUUGGCAAUCUAGAGUUUCUGGAAAAUGGUGGUAUUCAAAUCUAGAAUGGAAUAAUUCAAUACCUCCUUACGAUGAAAAACACACCUAACUAACAGAAAAAAUACUGAAAGAAUUGGAAUUAACCAGAGAAUUUGGCUUGAAAUACGGUUUGUAGAAUGAGAAUAUCUUCAAUUAUGCAGUUGCACUUUUAGUCUAUAAUAUCCAUUCUGGAGAUAUAAUUGAGAAAUGGGAAAUUAAUGAUUUAAGGUGUAAGUUCCUAAUAAAAGUUGAAACUAUAUUGAGAAACACUUUGAAUAAGUUGAAUUAGGAAGAAUAAAUCGAACAAAGAAUACUGACUAAACCUAAAGAGGAAAUCUUAGCUGAUCCAAAAAUGGAAGAUUAUUACCAUUUGUAAGGAACAUCCAAAUAAAUUGGAGUAACCAAUAAUUAGGAAGCCUUAACAUACUUAUAAAAAAGAGAAGAGAGAAUGUACAUGAUGGCAAGAUCCAGAAAUUUGAUGGCAAAAGUGAAUGUCAGUAUGGGAUAAAUUACAAGGGCAUUGUACAUAUUCAAAUAUGCUAUUGAGAAUUUGUAAACAUACACACUUGAAUUGUCCACCAAUGAAAAUGGUGAGGAAUUGGAAAAUUUACCAUGGGAUUAAUUAAAACCUUAGGGAGUAGUCGAGGAUAAGAAAGGAGCUAAGAAGGCACCUGAGAAGAAAGGAAAGGAAGGAAAAGAAUCCAAGGAUAAACCUAUUGCAGAUGAAGUACCCGCUGUGAAAACGGAUGCAUAACUUAAGUUAGAAGAAACUAUCCUACAAAUUGUAGAAGCCAGAAAAACAAGACAUUCAUUAAACAUCUAUUAUUGGAUUAAAUUAAGAACUGAAUUGACACUGUUAUUAUACAGACAUAAUAGACAUGAGGAAGCUUUGGAAUUAAUGGAAGCCUUGAUGAAUGAUUGCAAACAAUUUAAUGACAAUUAUCACUAAAGAUUAAUCAUAGAGUAUCAAGCAAGAAUUCAAUUUAAGAAGGGAAAAUCAACAGAAUCAAUUAAGAAGUUUAAAGAGGCAAUCGAAAUAGGGUAAAAGAAUUUCCAUUAAGAUCCUCAAAUGAUAGUGUUAUAUGGGGAUCUUGGGGAAAUCUAUUAUGAAAAAAAUGAAUUGUAAGAAGCCAAACAAUAAUUCUAUGAUGCUUAUUAAAUGGCUGAACAAUUAAUGUAGAUGAUCAAUUAUGGAUAUGGGGUAGUACCUAAUUGGAAUCAGAAAUGUGGACAAGAGAAGAUUUAGAUUUGUUAAGACUUGUGUGUUCCUUUGGAAAUAGAAUAAGAAAUAUUAAAAAAGACAGAUAAGUAAAUCAAGACAACUAAGAAGGAUGAAAAGAAAAAGGAUGAUGGCAAAUUUGCUAGAAAGGGAGCCGAUAAGCAAACUAAAAAAGAAAAUAUUGAUAAACCUCAAAUGCCUAUAAAGGGAUUAAAUUAAUUACCUAAUUUUAAUUUCAUUUAACCAACAAAGCUCACUUAUACAACAGUGGAUAUUGAUACAAUCAAUAAUACAUAAUAUCAAUAUAAUUGCUAUAUAAAGAACAUUGAAUUAUGGUAAAGGGCAUCAUUAAGAUAUGUUGACAUAAUGAUUACAUUGAAUUAGGCCAAUGAAAAUUCCACUAUAUCAAUAGAUUCUCAAGAAUCAUCACUCGCUUCUGAUUCAGAAAGUGACAAGUCUUCUGUUAAAGACAUUUUCGAUAUUAACGUAAUUAGUGAGAUCGUUAAUAAAAUAGAUACUUCAAUUAGUAAGAGCAUUAAUGUACCCAUAAGUUUCAGAUUAGAAUUGUAUUACUAAUAAAGCAAGAUUUUCAAGAUGAGAUUCGUAUAAUUAUUACUAAAUUUGCAACAAAAGUACUUUAUGAAAUAUCUGUCGGGUAAAAAUAAGAAAUAUGCGGAAUUCUAUGAAAAAAGACCUCAUAGGGAUUUAGUAAGGAAUAAAUACUUUUUGCUUGUUCCUCCUUUCUGUUAAUUACUUAAAGAAUAGGGACUCUAAUAUUUAAUGUAGGCAAAGGAAAGCCUAUCGAAGGCUAUUAGUGUAAUCAGAGGAGAAGCUGUAUUAUUCGAAUACAAUAGAAAACCAGAAGACAUCUUGGUUGCCAUGGCUGAAAUUUGUCUAUUCAUUAGAGAAUAUAGAGUGAGAUAAGGAUACAGAUAUGUUAAGGUAGAUUAUUUACAAUCCCUAAUAAAUUCAAAGAAUACUGAGUAGAAUAAAAUUGAUUUGGAAUAAUAAUUAAUUAGCAUGGAAAGAUCAGAUAGGUUGGAAUAACUAAAUUUAGAAUUGGAAGCACAAAGCUAUCUUAAAUAUGCUAUUGAAUUAGUUAAAGCAAGAUAAGAAUUAUUGGAGAACUUUGCUGCAGUUGCACUUACACCAUUACCAGAUGUUAAUAAACUGGCACUUGAAAUUUAUACUGAGAUAAUCGAAUAAGAUUAUUAAUAUAAGAAAAAGUAUAAUCCAAUGUUAUUUGAUGAAUCCAAGAAAAAGGUUGGUGUUUCUUCAAUGGAUGUGCUUUAGUUCAUUUAAAAAGUGUGGAGAGAGGCGAAAGUGAUGACAUUUAGCGGAGCUUAUUUACAAAGAAUGAUUUCUAAAACCCAUCGUUUCUUAAAGUUACACAUGUAAUCCUAUCAAAAAUGUUUGAUAACUUCAUUAGAAGUUGCCCCAAAAAAUGAUGUGAAUGCUGUGUUUAUUGAUGAAGGCACAAUUGUUACUAAAUUAUUAUACAAUCCAGUGGCUCAUGAAUUUAAGAUUCUUUAUGUUUUGGGUGGAUUAAACAAAGAAAAAAUAAUUACUUCAUUAUCCAAAGAAGAAAAGGAUAAAUUAAUUAUUUCAGAUGAAAAAAAUGUGUUGUAUGGAAACAUAUAUAUUACUGAUGCCAAUGUGUCUAUGCUUUUGUAAGAUGCUCUCAAUUUACAAUCGAAAAUGAAGGAAUCAGAUCAGCAAUCAUAAAAGAUGAAAGAAAGAGAUUACAAACAUCAUAAAAAGGCAUUUUAUAAACUUAUCGAAUAAAUUGGAUUCUAUUUCUUCUAAAAACCAAGCACAAUCUAAAUGCAAAAUGGUUAAGCAACUGAAACAGUUAAAAAGAGUGUAGCAUUCAAAAAAUCAGAAUCCUUUAUGCAAGAAUAAAAUGAACCAGAUAUUCUGGCCAAAUAUGAAACAAUAGUACCAGAAUUAACUCAUGAAAACAUUGCCAUUUUAAUCAAUCUAUUUAAUGAUUAAGGACAAUUUUAAGAUAUUACCAUCAUUAGAAAUAUAAAUGAGAUUAUAAAUACAUUUAAAUUAAUAUUAAAUAUAAUUUUACUAAUUGGCUUAAAUCUAUUCAAACUUUCUAUUAAAUAUAAUUUAAAGGAGAAUUUACUUUAAUAGAAAUGUCUUCAACAUGAUCAGGAUUAUUUAGCUGUUCAAAUUGGUUUAGAAAACAUAGAGGAGAACAAGUAUUUUUGUCCUUAAUGCUUAAUCGAACUUGUAACUACUAAAGAUUUGAUACUAAUAAGCUAAGCUAACAAAUAAAUUCAAAUUAAAAAAAAAUAAGUUUCUAAAACUAUUUAAGAUGAAUGCUAACAAAAAAUAAGUUUAAUAUAAAAUCUGAAAAAUAAUUUAGAAGAAUUGCAAUUACCUUUAAAAUAAGUCUUUACAUAAAUCACAGGAGAAAUUGAGGAAUUAGAGAAGGUAACUUAUAACAAACUGUAAUAAAGUUAAAUGAUUAAUUCUGAAACUGAGAAUCUAAAUUAAGAAUUACAAUUAUUGAUUGAUGAAGAGAGUGGUUUAUCAACAUCAGAAGAUAACGAUGAUUAAUUGAAGAAAUAGAUACUCCUUUAAAUAAAAUUCUCUUUUUAUCAAACAAGACUGAAUGAAAUUCUUUAGUAAUUUGAUAAAAUCUAAAAUUUACAUAAUAAUAAUUCUGAUAGUUCUUCACUAUAAAACAAGAAAACAAUAUCCUAAAAUUGUAAAACUCAUAAUGAAUAAAUUAAAAUGCUCUUAAUUGAUGAAAAAAAUUAAGUUAAAAAAUUUGCCUGUGUUGAAUGUAUAUCAGAAACAUAAGGAAAAUACAUAUCACCUGCUCAAUUAAAGUAAUCUUUUGAUAAUUAUUAAUUAUAAUAAGAAAAGUCAUUAAAAAAGUUUUAAUUAUUAAAGAAGGAAUCGAAAAAUAAAAAUAUAGGAUUUUUAAAUAAAAUACGUGAUAUGUAAAUUUAAAAUAUAAACCUAUGCGUUAAAUAAUUAGAAGAGAAUGAAAAGUCUUUCGAAAAGAUUAUUGAGGCAACUUUAUAAUUUAAGGAUUAAAAUAUUUUGUAAAUGGAUCAAGAUCAAUAAUUAAAAUUAUUAGAACCUGUAUAUUCCAAUUAGAGUCCAAAUCAUUAUUUUUAAAUAAUUAAAAGAUAAUUAGAUUAGGAUAAAAGUUUAACCUUGAAGUUAGAAUAAAGUAUGGAAGAAUUGAAUAAAUUUGUUAUUAAAAAUUCUACUAAAUCUAUACUGAAUAUUUAGAGCAUGAAAUCUUAUUGA
Paramecium tetraurelia is the source of this 11472-nucleotide messenger RNA. RefSeq lists its product as uncharacterized. The transcript is spliced from 10 exons. Gene Ontology annotation, molecular function: protein binding. Gene Ontology annotation, biological process: cilium assembly. The record is from RefSeq and is a predicted model, not a curated record. NCBI's taxonomy places the organism in Eukaryota, Ciliophora, Oligohymenophorea, Peniculida, Parameciidae.